Messenger RNA from Hemibagrus wyckioides, 3558 nucleotides. Its product is annotated as C-type lectin galactose-binding isoform-like. The record is from RefSeq and is a predicted model, not a curated record. The transcript has 5 exons. Bases 2228 to 2905 code for a protein of 225 amino acids. NCBI's taxonomy places the organism in Eukaryota, Metazoa, Chordata, Actinopteri, Siluriformes, Bagridae.
UGUAUGUACAGCUUUCUCUGUUCUUCUGACAAUUUAAAUUAAACUAAAACUAAACUCUUAAAAUGAACUUAGAACAACACUGCUUGAGGAAAGAUAUACAUUUAAUAAUUACAUUUUUUCUACAACGCCCCUGAAUUGAUUUAUGUUAAAUUUGAUCAUGUGUAGUGAUAAUCUAGCCAUGGGGGUCACAGUCCAGUGACUUUUGUGCCGAUCCUAAGGCCGGAUAAAUAGAGAGGGUUGUGUCAGGAAGGGCAUCCGGUGUAAAACAUUGCCAAACUUAAUCAUGCGAAUUGUCAGUGCUCUGAAUUUCAUACCGGACUGGUCGAGGCCCGGGUUAACAACAACCGCCAUCGGCGCCGUUGACCUACAGGGCACCAGUGGAAAUUGGGCUAUUGUUGGUUGAAGAAGUAGAGGAGGGAGAAGAGUGCGUAGACAGACAGAGAAGAGGAAAGGUAAGGACUGAGAACAGGAACUCUGAAUGUUGGUACUAUGACAGGGAAAGGUAGAGAGCUGGCUGAUAUGAUGGAGAGAAGGAAGGUGGAUAUACUGUGUGUACAGGAGACCAGGUGGAAGGGUAGCAAGGCUCGUAGUAUAGGAGCAGGAUUCAAGCUGUUUUAUUAUGGUGUGGAUAGUAAGAGAAAUGGGGUAGGAGUGGUCCUGAAGGAGGAGUUUGUGAGUAGUGUUCUGGAGGUGAAGAGAGUGUCAGAUAGGGUGAUGAGUCUGAAGUUGGAGAUUGAAGGGGUGAUGUUGAAUGUUGUUAGUAGUUAUGACCCACAGGUAGGUUGUGAGUUAGAGGAGAAAGAGAGAUUCUGGAGUUAAUUAGAUGAGGUGGUAGAGAGUAUUCCUUUGGUUCCCACUCUCUUCCCAUGAGAGAGUGGUGAUAGGAACAGAUUUUAAUGGACAUGUUGGUGAGCGGAACACAGGUGAUGAGGACAGUGGUGAGGUGUGCUGUAGCUCAGACAGAGGAAGUGUUCAAAGUGGAGGUGGGACUGCAUCAGAGAUCGGCUCUGAGCCCCUUCCUGUUUGCUGUGGUGAUGGACCAGUUGUCAGAGGAGGUCAGACAGGAGUCUCCUUGGAUAAUGAUGUUUGCAGAUGACAUUGUGAUCUGUAGUGAGAGCAGGGAGCAGGUGGAGGAAAAUUUGGAGAGGUGGAGGUUUGCGCUGGAGAGAAGAGGAAUGAAAGUCAGUCGUAGUAAGGCUGAGUACAUGUGUGUGAAUGACAGGGAGGGAACAGUAAGAUUACAGGGUGAAGAGGUGAAGAAGGUACAGGAGUUUAAGUACUUGGGGUCAACAGUCCAGAGAAAUGGAGAGUGUGGGAAAGAGGUAAAGAAGCGAGUGCAGGCAGGUUGGAAUGGGUGGAGAAAGGUGUCUUGAUUUCUGUGAUAGAAAAAUUCCAGCGAGAAUCAAGGGGAAGGUGUAGAAGACAGUGGUGAGACCGGCCAUGCUGUAUGGUUUAGAGACAGUAUCACUGAGACAGAGACAGGAGUCAGAGCUGGAGGUAGCAGAGCUGAAGAUGUUGAGGUUCUCUUUGGGAGUGACGAGGUUGGACAGGAAUAAGAACGAGUACAUCAGAGGGACAGCUCAUGUUGGACGUUUGGGGAACAAAGUUAGAGAGGCCAGGUUAAGAUGGUUUGGACAUGUCCAGAGGAGGGAGAGUGACUAUAUUGGUAGGAGAAUGUUGGACAUGGAGCUGUCAGGCAGGAGGCAAAGAGGAAGGCCAAGAGGAGGUAUAUGGAUGUAAUAAAUGAGGAUAUGAAGCUAGUGGGUGUAAGUGUUGAGGACGCAGAAGAUAGGGAUAGGUGGAGAGAGACGAUUUGCUGUGGCCACCCCUGAAGGGAAAAGCUGAAAGAAGAAGAAGAUCAUGUGUAGUGAUGUAGUACUUUUUUUUUUUUACUGGUGAUGAGAAUUGCUGAGGGGUUUUAAUCACAUUUUUCAUUUUUCAUAGUGAGUUUAUCUACAAUACAUCAUUAAUGAAGCAAGGUCUUUCCAUACUCCUGUUUUUCACAGGAUUCCCUCUCAUCCUGUCUGUCCCUCGUAAGUACUAUCUGAUCCAGGAGGGGAAAACCUGGAGUGAUGCUCAAGCUUACUGCAGAGCCACACACACUGACAUGGCUAUCAUCCAAAGUAAUGAUGACAUGAUCCGACUUCAGAAUGAAGCACAGAGACAAUGAUUCAGUUUGAACGCUUGGAUUGGACUCUACAAUGACAUCAACAGCUGGCGCUGGUCCAUGGGAAAUGAGCCACUGGGAAUUACGAAAUGGGCACCAGUUGAACCCAACAACUCAGGUGGACAUGAGGAGUGUGGUGUGAUUUCUCCCACAGGUUGGCAGGAUUGGUUCUGUUCUGCACUAUUCCCUUCUGUCUGUUGUAAUGAAAAUAAAACUGGAAAUCAGAGGUACAUUUAUAUUCCUAAUACUAUGACUUGGCAUGAUGCUCAGGUUUACUGUAGACAGCAUCACACAGACUUGGCCAGCUCCAGAGAUGCAACUGAAGACUCAGUUAUAAGGGGACUGCUCUCUGGCAACACUUGGUUUGGUAUGUUCAGAGACUCCUGGAAAUGGAUAGACCAAACCAAUUUCUCUACCCUCAGCUGGACGGCUGGAAAACCUGAUAAUGCCCUGAAGAAUGAAAACAGUGGUUAUAUAAAUAACAUUCAGGUUGCUGAUGCACUGUGCUCAGACAUAAUGCCUUUCUUCUGUUACUCAGUAAUCACGGGAAAACAACAAAUAGUUAGAGUGAAGGUCCUAUCCAAUGAGGAUGUGAAUAAUCCUGCAGUGAUGGUGGCCAUCUUGGAUCAGAAACUGAAGGAUCAUUUGAGGACAGAGAACAUCACAGUAAAAUGGCGCAAACAACCAGAUGGAGUUGUGUUUCACAAGGUGAAAAAAGAAAAUAAUACUACAGUGUAAAAUAAAAAGUUUGACCUCUAAAUCUAUGCUCCUUUUAAGUUAUUUUUAGGUUAUUUUUAGAUGCAUGCUAAUUUUAGAAUAAUUGUUUAGCUGUUAUAUUUAUAUUAGCAUAUUAAAUAAAUGAUGUUAAAUCUCUUUCUAUAACAUAUAGUCGAUAAGGAACGUAUAUUAAUACCUGGUUUUAGAUUCUUCUAUAAUAAAACAAAAAGGUGAAAGGAACCCAUAACACAUCUGGUUUAUCUUUGACUUUCUCAUGAUCACAUCUUGUGUAAUGGAUGUGAUCUUUAAGGUGGAAACUGAGAUUCAACACUAGUUGAUAUUAAAUACUGACAAAAAGGCUGGAAGUCUUUGAAAAACAUCUUGGCUGUGUGUCUUUUCAAAUCAUUUAUUAUUUUGUCAUUAUUUCAUUCAAAGAGUUGUAUGAUACUCUGGCACUGUACUUAUUCAUCUAUUAAUUUAGCUAUUUAUCACUUUAUUUAUUCAUAAAAUAUAUAUUUACUACAUUAAUUCUGCAAUGUUUCUGUAUCCUUGUAAUACAGCAUACCGCCAUUCAUCUGACUGCCAUAGGGACCAGUCACCUGAGUAUUGAUUCACUUCAACUCAGUUGAUUUGUGUAGUUUAGCAGAUUCAGGAAUGAAUAGCAUAUGCUAAUA